AUGGAGGAAACCGCCAAGGAAGUACCGGUUGCAAGGGAAGUUUUGCUGUCAACGGAGGACGUUAAUGCCCUGGUUCAACACCUCCAAGGGGGCCAAGAAGAAGGAAGGCCGAAGCAAAGGACAUUCACGAAAAAAGGAUUCGAGGAGCAGGCAAAAUUCAACGACGGAAUCAUCGCGCUACUCGAGAGAGCCAAAAAGGAGCCGGCGGGAGAGCAUUUGGAAAAAGUUAUGUUGUUGGAUAAGAUAAACGAAGAUUUUAUUAUGCAGGCAAUUACCGCGCUCAAAAAUCGGAAUGACGUGUUGGCCAUAGCGGACAAGGACCCAUCGGUAUUCGAGGAGAUGAAGACAGUGAAUCCGUUGCUGGCUGAAUUCCUGGAAAGCAAGAAGAAGGAGCAGAAGCAAGAAAGGAAAAUCGCCGCCGUAGUGUGGAGGGUGGAGGAGGAGCUGGUUGGCGAAUUCGUGUUCAGGUGGAUCCCACGAGGGACGAACAAGGAAGCGGACGCAGUGAGCAGGGUCGCUGAACCAGGCAGUGUCGCAGCAAACGCACUGGACGGAGCCAACGAGGACCUGUGGGCGGAGGAUCAAAUUUGGGAAAUUGAGGAAGAUGAAGGGGAGGGCGAUACUGGGAUGCCCGGAUUGGCGGUCCCAGCCCUAUUUCCCGUUGCUAAGGGAGGAGGGGAGAUGGGCGAAGUGGAUCAGGAAAGGCGUUAG
Molecule: messenger RNA, 711 nt
Organism: Caenorhabditis bovis
Lineage: Eukaryota; Metazoa; Nematoda; Chromadorea; Rhabditida; Rhabditidae
Source: the annotation of a GenBank genome assembly